Messenger RNA from Coregonus sp. 'balchen', 1446 nucleotides. The record is from the annotation of a GenBank genome assembly. NCBI's taxonomy places the organism in Eukaryota, Metazoa, Chordata, Actinopteri, Salmoniformes, Salmonidae.
GACCAUCAGAAAUUUGAGAAGAAGUACAAUGCUGAGAUGGUGAAGGGGGGCGUGUCAAAGGAGACCAAGUUUGAAUAUGCAUGGUGUCUGAUCCGGAGCAAGUAUUCCGACGACAUUAAGAAAGGAAUUGUUUUGUUGGAAGGUGGGUAGCCUACAGUAUUUGUGUACUCAGAAGGCUGUCAAUAAGAUGUCCUUACAAAUGCCUCUCUAAAUAGCUACGAAUAUGAGUGAUUGGAUUUCUAACUUAUUGGAAUGAAAUUCUGACAUAGUGCAAUGCAAUAUGCAUUGGCCUACUUAACCCGCCUAUAAUAAUGUUACUGGUACUAUUGCUCAAUUUUUUUUAUAGAGCUGGUUAACAAGGGAUCAAAGGACGAUGCCAGAGACUUCCUGUUCUACCUAGCUGUGGCAAACUACAGACUGAAGGUGAUGUUCAUUGUACUACUAUAUUACCCAUAGGUUUUAAGACACAGCUCACUAGAUAACUCCAUUUCCCAUCUCUCUUGAGUUAUUUGAGGAAGAUAUCAUAGCACCUUUUACUCAAUUGUAUCUCUCUUUAUCACUCACUAUCUCUUUAUCGCUCCAUAUAUCUCUUUAUCAUCACAGGAUUAUGAGAAAGCUCUAAAGUAUAUCCGCACUCUCCUGAAGAAUGAACCGGGCAACAACCAGGCCUUGGAGCUGGAGAAGCUAAUAGAUAAGGCUCUAAAAAAAGGUGAAUGGGGAGGCCAAGGAACACCUAUCAAGGCUGGUUCUCAAUAGGUCUAAUUUGCAUAAUUUUAUGAUCACUGAUCAGGCAGGACAUGAUGGGUAGAAGCUGGAUAGGUAUUGGUAAUAAGGGCAAUGUUAAUGUUUUGAUGUCACUUUUUUCCCCACACAGAUGGCUUUGUUGGCAUGGCAAUCGUCGGAGGAAUCUGCCUGGGUGUGGCAGGAUUAGCAGGCCUCAUUGGAUUGGCUGUGUCCAAGGGUCAUGGUCCAAGGUCCUAAUAUGGAGUGGGGAGGGCCUUAGCUUUGCUAACACACCUCAAAGAAAGACUGACAUGCCCUCCUUAAACUUCUCCCCCAUAACAAAUUCAAACUAAGGUUUGAAAUGGCUGCCGUUUCCCAAGAUGAGAAGACCACCCGUGGCUCUCCCAAAACAUUUCACUCAUAUUGUCCAUGGAAUAAUGUUUGGGGAUUGGUUUCUGAAAAUAGCCUUACAUUUACUUAAAUUGUCUUCAUAUUUUAACAGGUGUUUUUGAUUCCAGUGAAUUUGACAUGUAUAUUCAUACAGGGGUUUAACGUGGCACUUUGUCUUCCAUAUUAUACAUUGUAAAUAAGUGUGAUGGAACAUGUUACUGAAUGGCAUCUCUUGACUUACUGACCUCAGUAUGUUAGCAUGCAUCCUGAGCAUCCACUUUGAGUUAGCAUCUAAGCAUGCAGUGGACUGUAAUUAAUUUAUUUAUAAAAGUG